AUGUCUGUCUGUUUGUCUGCCAGUGUGUCUGUCCCAGCUUCUUGGAAUCUAUCUACCUAUCUGCCAGUCUAUGUUUCUCAAAGUAUUUUCAAAUCUAUCUAUCUAUCUAUCUAUCUAUCUAUCUAUCUAUCUAUCUAUCUAUCUAUCUAUCUCAGUCUGUUCAAAUCUAUCUAUCUCAAGCUGUUCAAAUCUAUCUAUCUAUCUAUCUAUCUAUCUAUCUCAGUCUGUUCAAAUCUAUCUCAAUCUGUUAAAAUCUAUCUAUCUCAGUUUAUUCAAAUCUAUCUAUAUAUCUGUCUUUCUAUCUAUGUCGCUUCAAAUCUAUCUAUCUAUCUAUCUAUCUAUCUAUCUAUCUAUCUAUCUAUCUAUCUCAGUCUGUUCCUUAUCUAUCUAUCUAUCUAUCUAUCUCAGUCUGUUCAAAUCUAUCUAUCUCACUCUGUUCAAAUCUAUCUAUCUAUCUAUCUAUCUAUCUAUCUCAGUCUGUUAAAAUCUAUCUAUCUCAGUCUAUUCAAAUCUAUCUAUAUAUCUGUCUUUCUAUUUAUGUCGCUUCAAAUCUAUCUAUCUAUCUAUCUAUCUAUCUAUCUAUCUAUCUAUCUAUCUAUCGUCGUCGUCUCGUCUAUAAUUAGUCGGAGACAAAGUAAUUAUCUCAUCUAA
Acanthosepion pharaonis is the source of this 651-nucleotide messenger RNA. The record is from the annotation of a GenBank genome assembly. Lineage: Eukaryota; Metazoa; Mollusca; Cephalopoda; Sepiida; Sepiidae.